AUGGCGAUGAAAUAUCGUCCGCCGGCAACAAACAUAGAGAGGCUGAGGCAGACGUUGCACCGGCUUCAACGCCAACUCAAGAUCCUCAACGGUGAACCUUGGUCGAUGCAAAAGGAUGCGGAGGAAGUGUCGUGGGAUCCUAGCGAGGCCCUAAUGCUGGACAAAGACAAGCUCGCGCCUCCACGUAGCGAGCUUGAGAUGAUUGAGCAGAAGAUCUUGGAGGUCAAGCGAGACAUUGAGAACGCUAGGAAGCGACCUGGCUCUGUCGUUGAUCUCUUCCGACGUUGUCGAUCGGCAGAGGGGUACCCCCUUGGUCCUGAAGCAUCGUCCGACUACAUUCCUUUCCUGUCUAAAUCGACCUCAUACACGGCCUCGCGCAAGCUCAAACUAUGCUCUAGGAGUCGCCUGUCAUCAGGGCAGCACAAGAAAGACGCUGCCAAGUCACCUGAGACGAGCGAGAGCUCCGUCGAUAGCGACGAGAAGGCGAGGAGGCAAGUCUCAUGCCUCCUGUGUAUCCGCUGUCUGAUGAGGCCGAACAGCAUGCAGCACGAGGACCUGCAUCACUUCCUCAGACGACCGGAGAGCGCUCCCCCCUCCCUGCUCGGGCAUCAGGUCGUCAAGGGUGUGACGAAGCUCUCGUUCAAACCAGGUGGGGCCGAGGAGCGGAUCUUCCAUGUUGUCCCCCAAGAGCCCUCCCACCGCAGCCACGACAUGCUCAACCCGCUCCCUGCGUCGCUCCCGCACCGGAAGUUUCAAGUGGACGAAGCUGGAAACCGCGAGAGGUUGAGCAUGGGAGCUACCUACGUGCUCCGAUUCCCCCUCCAAGACCAUUUCAAGUAUUUUGCGGAAGGCAGACACUUCGCGGAGCCCAACAGGUUGAACUCAUCCCAUGAGGGCAUGAGCCUAGUCUCCUUCUUUGCGCUCCUCAGAAACACUGGUGGCCUCCUGCCCCCUGAAGAGUUCUGGCUGUCGCAGGACGAGCAGGUGCAGAAGAAGCUCGGAGGGCUGGGGACGCUGGCAGUGCUGAGCCAUCAGGAUCAGCAGGCUGAGAGGCUCAGCAAGUCAGCAGCCGCCAUGGCGUUCAAGUUGGCAUCGAGAAGAACAGAAACGAGCUCCGGGGACAAGAGCACGCUCAACAUCGAGCAGUUUAAGGCCUGUCCUCAGACGUGCGUAAAUAUCCUCAAGGAGAAGUUCGAGGCUCCGAUGUGGAUCGAGAAGGACGUGGAUGGGAGUGAAAGAUUGUGCGUCGUCACACCGACGGCAAGCAUGGUGCAGGAGAAGAGGGGAGAGGGGUGCUCGAGGCACGUCGGCUGGCGAGCUUACUUCAAGGGCAAGAUGACGAGAGAGAAGGAGGAAUUUCUAGCUUCAUUCAUGGCGAGAGAGCGACGGCCCUUCAUGGAUCCAUGGCGGGGGAUGAAAGAAUCGAUCGCCAAGCUACCACCCAAGCUACACUUGACUAAAUAA
Guillardia theta CCMP2712 is the source of this 1464-nucleotide messenger RNA. RefSeq lists its product as hypothetical. Bases 1 to 1464 code for a protein of 487 amino acids. NCBI's taxonomy places the organism in Eukaryota, Cryptophyceae, Pyrenomonadales, Geminigeraceae. The transcript is spliced from 7 exons. The record is from RefSeq and is a predicted model, not a curated record.